Messenger RNA from Blepharisma stoltei, 1464 nucleotides. The record is from the annotation of a GenBank genome assembly. Lineage: Eukaryota; Ciliophora; Heterotrichea; Heterotrichida; Blepharismidae.
AUGAAGCUUUCAUUAUUUGCUCUCCUCUUUAUCGUUGCUCUCGGAUCGAUCGAUAUCCCACUGUCUCCUAUUUAUGAGACUGAAGAAGAACAAAUGGCUUACUUCAAGUUCAUUCAACUUAGAAGAUUCUUGAAGGGAAACAAUCUUCCUAUCACCAACUACAUGGACGCCCAAUACUACGGCUCUAUCGCUCUUGGAACACCUCCUCAGCCUUUCACAGUGGUUUUCGACUCUGGUUCCUCAAACCUCUGGGUUCCAUCAGCAAAAUGCACUUCACUUGCCUGCUACGUCCACAACACCUACAACUCCGCUGCCUCAUCCACUUAUGUCGCAAACGGAAAAGCCAUUUCCAUUCAAUACGGCUCAGGAGCUUGCAGUGGCUUUAUCUCACAAGACACCUUAAGUUGGGCUGGCUUAACAGUUAAGAGUGUUUUCUUCGGAGAAAUGACUUCUCUUCAAGGCUCAACCUGGGUCAGCAGCAAACCAGACGGUAUCCUUGGUAUGGCUUGGCCAGCAAUUUCCGAAGACGGACUUGAACCAGCUUUCAUGUACUUGGCUCAGCAAAACCUUGUGUCCAGCAACAGCUUUGCAUUCUACCUUACUAAGACUGCAGGCCAAUCUGGAAGUGUACUCACCUUGGGAGGCUACAACUCAGCACUUACCAAAGGAGAUUGGAACUACAUUCCUCUUUACAAGCAAGAAUGGUGGCUCAUUCAAAUGGGAUCAAUCAGUGUUGGUGGAAAAACAAUUUCUGGGUCUGGAUUCAAAGCCAUUCUCGACACUGGCACUUCACUUCUUGUCGGCUCUCCAAGCAUUGUCAACCAAAUCCUUGCCUUGAUUCCUUCUGUAGCUCAAGAUUGCUCAAACCUUGCAAAACUCCCAACUGUUAACAUUGUUCUUGGAGGAGUCACUUAUGCUAUGCCACCAAGUGCUUACGUUUGGCAAAUUCCUAAUGGAAGUGCGAAAAUAAAAUGGUGACGCCGACGGAGAUAAACUCAGGGAGGCACUCACUAUGGAGCAGGUCGGAUAUGUCCUGAUGAAUUCAAAAUAGUGUCUCUGUCACUUUUGGAAGGAGGCCUUCAGGUUUGGGGAUGACUGCCGAAGAGGGAAGUUUUGUUUCUUCACCGAAGGUUUUGCUGUCCUUGUCAGAUGGGUAGACAGGUUUUGCCUCCGCUUAGUCUUUGUUUACCAGGACUAAGGUAGAAUCCGCAAGAGAUAGCUCUAACCUAGGGAGCUAAUCCUUGGGUUAUGCGGUUUACGCCAGAUAGUGGUCUAUCCACUUAUGCCUUUAUAAUUUUAACUUUAGCUAAUGGAAGCGCAAAUCAAUGUAUUAAUGGAUGGCAAGCUGAUGACUUAGGAUCAGAACUCGCAAAUACAGUCAUCCUUGGAGAUCUCUUCAUCAGAACUUAUUACACCCUUUUCGAUAUGGGCGGCUCAAGAAUUGGACUUUCUACAGCAGUUUAA